AUAUCUGUGAUUGUGAGCUGCAGCUAUUGUCAAGAAAAUAAAAGCAAUUAAUAAAAAUAUGGUUAAAUACUGUGAAACUAGGUAUAUACUAUCUUGGUUCGUCAAGAAUGUUAUAAUUUCAUAUAGACAAUAAGUCUAAUUAACUUCGAUACCGUGAUACAACUUGGAUAUUUAAGUAUUGAAUAGAAUUUUGAUGUGUCAUUUUUAUUGACAUUUAUAGAGAUUUUAAUGAAAUCACUAACAGGUAAAACAGUUUUGGAAAUCUUACGAAUAUACUUGAAGUUUGAUAACGAAUAGAAAGUAAAUUUAUAAUGCCAGUGUCAUCCGUGUACCAUGAACGUCAUGUUAAACUACGAAUAUAUCAUAUUAUUUAAAUGACUACUCGAAGAAGACGAGGAAAUUCUGAUUCAGAUCAACCGUUCACAAAUAAUUAUACCACUCAGGAGUCUUCAGUUGCUUAUUCAGGCGAAAAAGAAUCUGGCAAAAUAAUGCCACGAGACCGCACUGCUGAAUUCAAUAGUGCAGUCAGAUCACUUCAAGGUCGACAAAUAGCAAGAGCUGUGCAAGUUCGUGAUGUAAAAAAAGUUAAAGCUCUUCAAAGUUAUGGGGAGUUUAUGAUGAUAGCCAAAAGUGUUGGCUACAACAUUAGUAAUACAUAUGCAAAAUUAGAAAAAUUGACGUUACUUGCCAAACGGAAAUCGUUAUUUAAUGAUAGACCUCAAGAAAUUCAAGAGUUGACUUAUAUUAUUAAAGAGGAUUUGAAUAGUUUAAAUCAGCAAAUUGCAAAAUUACAAGAAGUUGCUAAACUGCAAAAAGCUACUCAGAAUAAUGUUGGACGAAAGCAUUUAUUGUCACAUGAGUCUAGUGUUGUAUUAUCAUUACAAUCAAAGUUGGCAAAUAUCUCAAAUGAAUUUAAACAAGUUCUUGAAAUUAGAACAAAAAAUUUAAAACAUGCCAAAUCAAGAAGAGAUCAAUUUUCUCAAGGAAAUAAUUUAGCUGCAUUAUCGGACUCAUCAGCUCUAGUUCCAAGACACAAUUCUCUUUUAAUGUCUAGUAAUCAAUGUGCUAUCAACAUGGAUAAUAAUGGUGAUCAAGAUCGUCUACAGCAAGUCACACAACAGACACAAGCAUUGGCGGUUUAUGAUAAUACUGAUCAAUAUCUGUACAGUAGGGCAGAGACCAUGCAAAAUAUUGAAUCAACUAUUGUAGAAUUGGGAGGAAUAUUUCAACAACUUGCACAUAUGGUUAAAGAACAAGAAGAAAUGGUUGAGAGAAUCGAUUCCAAUGUUCAAGAUGCUGAACUGAGUAUUGAAGCGGCUCAUACUCAAAUACUACGUUACUUUCAAUCAGUUACUUCCAAUCGAUGGCUAAUGAUAAAAAUAUUUGGUAUUUUAAUAUUUUUUUUUAUAUUUUUUGUUGUAUUUAUUUCGUAAACAUGCAUAUCUACUUUGUUUUUUCAUAUCUAGACAAAUUGUUGUUAAUCCAUACACUGUUGUCCAAUUACAAAAUUAUGAAAUAUCUGUAAAAUAAAUAAAUACUAUAUAACCUAUUAUUACAUUUUAUUAUUACACAUUUGUUAAUUAUUUGUUAUAAUAUUGCUUAAAAGUAUUUUAAAUUUUAAUAAAUUUUAAUCUCAUAA
This is a messenger RNA of Myzus persicae (green peach aphid), 1639 nucleotides long. RefSeq names its product syntaxin-5 (gene Syx5). Gene Ontology annotation, molecular function: SNARE binding; SNAP receptor activity. Bases 375 to 1433 code for a protein of 352 amino acids. Gene Ontology annotation, biological process: endoplasmic reticulum to Golgi vesicle-mediated transport; intracellular protein transport; vesicle fusion. The record is from RefSeq and is a predicted model, not a curated record. Gene Ontology annotation, cellular component: endomembrane system; SNARE complex; Golgi membrane. The transcript is spliced from 6 exons. Lineage: Eukaryota; Metazoa; Arthropoda; Insecta; Hemiptera; Aphididae.